GGCAUCCACUUAGUACAGUUCAUAGAAAAUUAUUUCUUUUCCUCUUCGUGCUGCAAAUGUAUACGUUUGUCAGAAACUAAAAUACACAGUUAUGGCCACUGCAAUUUCCAAAAAACGUAAGUUCGUAGCUGACGGAGUUUUCAAAGCUGAGCUCAAUGAGUUUUUGACAAGAGAAUUGGCAGAAGAUGGGUACUCCGGAGUCGAGGUUCGAGUUACCCCAACCCGAACUGAAAUCAUUAUCAUGGCAACAAGAACACAAAAUGUCUUGGGAGAGAAGGGCCGACGUAUUCGUGAACUUACUGCAGUAGUUCAAAAGCGUUUCAAUUUCAUUGAUAACUCCGUCGAAUUAUAUGCUGAAAAAGUUGCUACCAGAGGUUUGUGCGCAAUUGCUCAAGCUGAAUCUUUAAGAUACAAACUUAUCGGAGGUUUGGCUGUAAGACGUGCCUGCUAUGGUGUAUUGCGUUUCAUUAUGGAAUCUGGAGCUAAAGGCUGUGAAGUAGUUGUUUCCGGAAAACUCAGAGGACAACGUGCCAAGUCAAUGAAAUUCAUUGAUGGACUCAUGAUCCACUCAGGAGAUCCAUGCAAUGACUAUGUUGACACAGCCACUCGUCACGUAUUGUUGAGGCAAGGAGUGUUAGGAAUUAAAGUUAAAAUUAUGUUGCCAUUCGACCCUGCAGGCAAACAAGGUCCCAAGAAACCACUUCCUGAUAAUGUUUCAGUUGUCGAUCCUAAAGAAGAACCACUUCCCACAGUACCGAGCAGUGAGAGCAAAGUUCCCAAGCCUGAAGUACCAUCUGUCUUACCAGCAAUGGGUAUGGCUUAAAUUAUUUGUAUAAUACAAAGCCCUUUAUGUAAUAAAUAAAUAUUUACAUAAGGUA
Molecule: messenger RNA, 878 nt
Organism: Ctenocephalides felis (cat flea)
Lineage: Eukaryota; Metazoa; Arthropoda; Insecta; Siphonaptera; Pulicidae
Product: 40S ribosomal protein S3-like
Exons: 3
Coding region: 92-823 (243 amino acids)
Biological process (GO): positive regulation of apoptotic signaling pathway; translation
Cellular component (GO): nucleus; cytosolic small ribosomal subunit
Molecular function (GO): structural constituent of ribosome; RNA binding
Source: RefSeq, a predicted model, not a curated record